UGGAGCGGGGCAGCCCAGGCCACUGCAGCGAGGUGAUCAGCCCCGAGAUCCUCAAGAUGAGGGCCGCUCUCUUCUGCAUCUUCACCUACCUGGACACCAAGACGCUGCUGCGCGCCGCCGAGGUGUGCAAGGACUGGAAGUUCGUGGCCCGGCACCCAGCUGUGUGGACACGGGUGCUGCUGGAGAAUGCCAGGGUCUCCUCCAAGUUCCUGGCCAUGCUGUCCCAGUGGUGCACCCAGAUGCAUUCCCUCACCCUCCAAAACCUGAAGCCACGACAGCGGGGCAAGAAGGAGAGCAAGGAGGAUUAUAUGAAGAGCACACGGGGCUGCCUGGAAGCGGGGCUGGAGUCGCUGCUCAAGGCCACGGGCAGCAACCUGCUGAUCCUGCGCAUCUCGCACUGCCCCAACGUGCUGACCGACCGCUCGCUCUGGCUGGCCAGCUGCUACUGCCGCGCCCUGCAGGCCGUCACCUACCGGAGCUCCACGGACCCUGUGGGCCAUGAGGUGAUCUGGGCCUUGGGAGCAGGCUGCAGGGACAUCAUCUCCCUGCAGGUCGCACCUCUGCAUCCCUGGGCUGCGGCCUGCAGGGACUGGCAUCCCUAGCCCGGAACUGCAUGAGGCUGCAGGUGCUGGAGCUGGACCACGUGGCCGAGAUCAACCAGGAGGUGGCAGCUGAGGUGUGCCGGGAGGGGCUCAAGGGGCUGGAGAUGCUGGUACUCACCUCCACGCCGGUGACCCCCAAGGCCCUGCUGCACUUCAACAGUGUGUGCAGGAACCUGAAAUCCAUCGUGGUGCAGGUGGGCAUUGUGGACUACUUCAAGGAGCCCCACAGCCCUGAGGCCAGGAAGAUGUUUGAGGAGAUGGUGAACAAACUGCAGGCCCUGAGGAAAAGGCCUGGCUUCUCCAAGAUCUUACACAUCAAGGUGGAAGGAGGCUGUUAGCCCUUCAGGGAGCCCAAAGCACAUUCCCUGCUCUGCCCAGAGCCCCGAGGGGCCGGACGGGGACCCCCGAUCAGGCACCAGGAACCCCAAACUCCCGCAGCCUUUGGGGCCACCCCGGGUGACAAGGUGCUACUCAAGGACAAGUUUUGGCUGUCCCCAGAGCCAGGGCCGUGCUCUUUGCCAGGAGGAGGAUGGUUUUGCAGCCCUGCAGCUGCUCCUCACCCAGGAUCCAUGUUUGGGGACAGCUGUUCUGCUGAACUCUGCUUUGGGGAUCCCUGACCCCAUUCUGGGGCUGGGCUGGCCACUGCAGCCCCGGGUGCUGGACCUGGGCUGGGAAGGGGCUGCUCCUCCCCCAGCAUUGCCCAGGGUUUCUGCUCCUUUUCCUUUGGGAUUUGGCACAGGGGCACCUGAACCCAGGAAAUGCUCCCAGGAACCAGCAGAGCACAAGGCCAGGAGCAGAGCUGCACCUCGGGCAGCCACAGGGCACAGGAGAGAUGGGUGCUCCUCCAGAGGGCUCCAGCCUCACCUCCUCUCCUCCAAACCCUCCUGCCAAGGCAAUAAACCAUCUCCAGAUCCUCAUCCACCAGGAAACAAGGGUCACACUCCUGUCCCCACCAUCCUCAGACUCCAUCUGGGGUCAGGGUCCCAUGUGGAGAGAGAGACUGUCACAGGACACCCACGUUUGCCUUCCCAAGCAGCCUGAAGGAGAAACCCUGGCCAGAAUAUCCUGAAAUGACCCUGGGAAAAGCACCAACCAACAGCCCUGGCUGACCCUUAGCUACAGCCGCCAUUUUCUAAAUCUGAUUUUUCUUCUGAGCGCCCUCAGCCUGCAAGGACAUCAUCAUCAUCCCCAGAACAUCCUUUUUCCAUGGGAAAAGGCUUUGGAAAGGCAUCCAGCAGGGUCAGGCAUCUCCAUCCUCCACCUGAGGAGAAGGUUCCAGGAGGUGGCCCUGGGGCUGGGGACACCACCAGAGCACUGCCAGCAGUGGGGACAGCCCAGCCUUACCCACAGCCCCAGCCCCUGUCCUUGGGCUGAGCAGAGAGGAAGAGACUGGGACAGUGGAUCUGGGCUUUUCCCUCUUCUCUGGACCAGCCCUGGAGGUUUUGGUGCCUGCUGGCCAGCGUGGCUGGGAGGGGACACUCCCAGAGCCUGUCCCCUGCCCAGCCCUCACGUGGAGCAUCCCCCAGGAGGGACUGGCUGCUGAUCCAGCACCACAUCCCUCAGCCAUGGCACAAGAGCUGCUGACCUCAGCUGGGGCUGCCACACAGCCCGUGGGGAUCCCCAGAGCAAGGAGGAUCACCCCAAAUCACCGAGGCUGGUGGGGCUGGAGGCAGCUCGAGAGCUUUCAGCUUCCCCCCAUCCCACCUGUGCUCUCUGCUCUGAAGCAGGGUGCGGUUUUGUGGCCACAGCCCCGUGGGAAUCAGCCCUGCUCCCCCUCCCAUGCAGCUUUCCAGGAGAAGGCUGUUCCUGAAUGCACAAAAUGUGGGAGCCCAAAAACACCUGUGAGAAGCUCCUGCACCCCCAGGUCCCACAGAUGAGCUCCUGACUCCCUGCCAUGCCCACCAUGGGUUUACCUCCAUCCUGGGGAGCCUGGCACACUCCUAACCCCCUGGGCAAGGGGUGCUCCAACCAGCAAAAACCACCCAGCAGAGCUACAACCCCCAGGGGCAGGAGCAUGGCCCAGUGGAGAUGGCAGCACCACAGCACAGGGACUCGUGGAAUUCCCUUAAAAACAAAAA
Zonotrichia albicollis (white-throated sparrow) is the source of this 2680-nucleotide messenger RNA. NCBI's taxonomy places the organism in Eukaryota, Metazoa, Chordata, Aves, Passeriformes, Passerellidae. The record is from RefSeq and is a predicted model, not a curated record.